Messenger RNA from Belonocnema kinseyi, 2757 nucleotides. Its product is annotated as hemicentin-1-like. The transcript is spliced from 14 exons. The record is from RefSeq and is a predicted model, not a curated record. Gene Ontology annotation, molecular function: protein binding. Lineage: Eukaryota; Metazoa; Arthropoda; Insecta; Hymenoptera; Cynipidae. The coding region runs from base 1 to 2757 and encodes 918 amino acids.
AUGGGUCGUUUAUGCUUGAAAAACUCAAGUAACCUGCUCCUGGGAACUAAUCCACUGACUUUCAAAGUUCUUCGACCGAUGAUAAAUUAUGAUUCCAGACCAAUUAGGAUAUUAAUACCAAUGUCAAAUAUCGUGGCAUUGGUAGGAGAUCCAACCUACCUUCCUUGUGACAUAUCAACCACCCACGAAGGAGACUCUGUACAUCUUGUACUUUGGUACCGUGAGGAUCUUGGCACGUCAGUUUACAGUAUCGAUGCAAGGGAACGUGGGUUUGGAUUCGCCGAAAGGUGGUCGGAUGAUUCGGUGUUCUCGAAUCGAGCAUAUUUCAUGCCAGAUAAGAAGCCCGCUGAAUUAGGGGUUGAUCACAUCAGGGAGGAGGAUGCUGGCAUCUACAGGUGUCGUGUCGACUUUCAAAUUGGUCAAACGCGCAACUCUAAAGUCAAUUUAACGGUUAUAGUUCCGCCCCAUAGAAUUGUGAUAUUGGAUGAAAAUGGUGUUACAAGAAAUUCCAAAGUGGGACCUUAUACUGAAGGUGAUACGCUCAAGCUUUCCUGCGACGUUUAUGGUGGUAAACCAGCGCCUACAGUGACGUGGUAUCGUAAUGACAAUUACAUAAAUAACCAAACUGUCACAGUGCACAGCCGUGACGGAGUGAUACGCAGUGACAUCGAGAUAAAAAAUUUGGGGCGUGCUGAUGUGCGUACAGAACUGACCUGCAACGCAACGAAUAACAAUAGGUCACUCCCUCUAUCCUCCUCUGUUCGCGUGGAUAUGAAUUUCAGCCCUUUGGAAGUAAGCAUCGUCGGCGCUAACCAACCCCUAUCAUCCGGCAAGAAGUACGAAUUGGUUUGUCUGACUUCCGGAUCCCGACCAGCGGCCGUAGUCAGUUGGUGGAAAAAUGAAGAACGCUUACUCCACUCAAAAGAAACGACUUCCAGUGACGGUAACACAACUAAGAGCGUGUUGUCAUUUACGGCAACAAAAGAAGACGCUGGAAGACAUUUAUCUUGCCGUGCUGAAAAUUCAAUCAUGCCCUCCGGCCCGAUAGAAGACGUUUGGAUUCUAGAAAUACAAUACGUACCGGAGACUAUAAUAAGGCUUGGAACCUCCCUCAAUCCAGAUACUAUUCGAGAGGGGACAGACGUCUAUUUUGACUGUUUGAUUCGAGCUGAACCUACUGUUUAUAAAGUGGAGUGGAGGCAUCAGGGAAAGACCCUGCAUCACAAUAUUCCAUUGGGAAUUAUUAUAAGCAACCAAAGUCUCGUAUUGCAAGGCGUAGAGAGGAAAAGUGCUGGAAAUUACACCUGCGUUGGGUACAAUACGGAAGGCGAUGGCGAAAGUAAACCCUUCUAUUUGAACGUCAUGUUUGCACCAACUUGCAAGCCAAACCAGACAAAGAUACACGGAGUGGCUAAACAAGAAAAAGCAAAUAUAUCUUGUCAGGUGGACGCGAAUCCACCAAAAGUGGAAUUUCGGUGGACGUUCAACAACUCAGCAGAGAGUAUGGAUGUUGCCUCCGGACAUAUAGCCAGAGUUGGAACUUCGUCUAUUGUUUCCUAUACACCUAUGAAUGAACUAGAUUAUGGAACUCUCCUUUGCUGGGCUUCCAAUCAAAUUGGACACCAGCAAGUACCCUGUGUAUAUCACAUCAUUCCAGCCGGUCGACCGGACAUGGUCCACAAUUGCACAACUUCUAACACAUCGACAAAUGCCUUCACGGUGAAGUGUACUGAGGGUUUCAAUGGUGGUCUACCUCAAUCGUUCCUUCUUGAGGUGAGGGAAACUAAUAGCCAAGAAUUGAAAGCAAACCUAUCUUCUUCGGUGCCCCGAUUUAGUGUAACGAAUCUGGAUUCUGGGGCACUUUAUCAGGCCUGCGUAUUUGCAUACAAUGAUAAGGGUCGCAGUGAGCCUCUGGUUGUCCAGGCAGGAACCUUGAGGUUACCUGAAAAGCAGUUGACUUCGGAAGCAGAAAGACCAAAACAGCACGUAAAAUUGACACCUAUGUUGAGUAUCAUGAUAGGGGUGGUUGCAGCUCUCGUAAUCGUGGCUGUGAUCGUAAUGAUAGUCCUGAAACUUCAACAUUCACACGUGGAUGACCAAGGUAAACCCCAUGUGGAAGAUCACGACAAAGUCACCAAAACCAUUCCUAUUCAGCGAGAGCUUCGAUUCAGAGAAGGCAGUAAUGUGAUAACAGAUGAAAAAUAUCCCACUAGUCCCUUUAGGAAAUUAGAAAGUGGUGAUGUCAGCGAGAGUGAUGAGAAAAACCCUGACAUCAUUCCCCAACAAAUUAAUGGAGACGAGCCAUCAGAGUAUUUGCGAAAACGAAGGCUCAUCUCCACGAUAGAGACAUCCCCUGCGAGAAGCUUAACAGAGCACUCGAGUUCAUCUAUGAGUACUCAUGGAAAUUAUGUAGGAUACUGCACUAUUCGAAAUGGAUUGCCACUUCGUGAGCUUUCUAAUAUAUCAACGAAACAUAAAAGCUUUCAACCUAUGGUUAGUGAAGUCUACGAAAGUGGGAUGUGUACCUUGCCAAGGCAACACUGGCCCAAUCAAAGUGUUCAAUCCAUGACAAUGGGAAGAAUGAGCCCAUCAGUGCUAUACACUAGCAUGAACGUGGUGAAUCGGACUUGUCAAGGUAGUUUAAUUUUGACAAAGGAAGUCGAAGCCAGGAUCCAAGGCCAGUGCUGCAUCCAGUCCCAAAAGGACACAUCCUUAGGUACCCCAAUAGUAAUGACCAAAAGAGAAAGUUCAGUGUGA